Microtus oregoni (creeping vole) is the source of this 3168-nucleotide messenger RNA. Its product is annotated as transmembrane protein 127. Gene Ontology annotation, cellular component: membrane. Bases 391 to 1107 code for a protein of 238 amino acids. Gene Ontology annotation, biological process: negative regulation of TOR signaling; negative regulation of cell population proliferation. The record is from RefSeq and is a predicted model, not a curated record. Lineage: Eukaryota; Metazoa; Chordata; Mammalia; Rodentia; Cricetidae. The transcript has 3 exons.
GGUUCCGGAUCCUGGCGGCCCCUCAGCAACCCUCUGUCCAUUAAUGCCGGUCUAAGUCUCCUCCGCCCCCUGCGCCAGUAGCUGACCCCAGUACCUGCGCCUGUUCAUCUUGGCAUGUCCACGGCCCACUUAGUCCCUUGCCCUCUCGGAGUCCUGGUCCAGCACCCCUCAUCCAGAGCCCUCGGUCCCCGCCCCCCGAAUUCCCGCAGUCCUUCGGUCUGUUCUCAGCCCUGGGUCCCACCCCGCAGUCUCUGGUGCGGGCCCUGACACCCCCCCGGGCCAGCUGCCCAUUGCAUUGCUCUCCACCCGGGUACAGACAGGCUCUGCGCGCCCCGCUGAGGUCGGCGGCCAUCAGCAGCGACUGCAGAGCUACAGCGGGCGGCCCCGGGCAUGUAUGCCCCUGGAGGCGCAGGGCUGCCGGGAGGGCGCCGGCGGAGGAGUCCGGGAAGCAGCGCUCUGCCCAAGCAGCCAGAGCGGAGCCUGGCUUCGGCCCUGCCUGGCGCCCUGUCCAUCACGGCGCUGUGCACUGCCCUGGCGGAGCCCGCUUGGUUGCACAUCCACGGAGGCACCUGUUCCCGCCAGGAGCUGGGGGUCUCGGACGUGCUGGGCUACGUGCACCCGGAUCUGCUGAAAGAUUUCUGCAUGAACCCCCAGACAGUGCUGCUCCUGAGAGUCAUUGCUGCUUUCUGCUUCCUGGGCAUCCUGUGUAGUCUCUCUGCAUUCCUUCUGGACGUCUUUGGGCCCAAGCAUCCAGCUCUGAAGAUUACUCGUCGCUAUGCCUUCGCUCACAUCCUCACUGUCCUACAGUGUGCUACUGUCAUUGGCUUUUCCUACUGGGCUUCUGAGCUCAUCCUGGCCCUGCAGCAGCAGCAUAAGAAGUACCACGGCUCCCAAGUCUAUGUCACCUUUGCUGUUAGCUUCUACCUGGUGGCAGGAGCUGGUGGAGCCUCAAUCCUGGCUACUGCAGCCAACCUCCUGCGCCACUAUCCAACAGAGGAAGAAGAGCAAGCACUGGAGCUCCUAUCUGAGAUGGAAGAGAAUGACCCCUACCCAGCAGAGUAUGAAGUCAUCAACCAGUUCCAGCCACCUCCAGCCUACACACCCUAAUGCCAGCCUGGGCUCUCUUCCUCAGCAGCCCUUCCCCCAGUGCCACAGCUCCUCUUACACCCAGAAGAGCCACUUCCCCCAGCAGGUCUCACUGGUAGGACCCUGACCAUCUUCACCAAAUCUUUCCCAGCCUUUAGGGUUGUCCAUUUGUCCCUGCUCUGCAGAGCUGGGACUCUAAUUUUAUACAAUGUACUCUUUCCCCUCCCAGAACCCUCUGCUCCUUUCCUAUUCACUAGCUCCUUCUACCCAGGGAUGGUCAGGCAAGUUUCCUCCCUCCGUGGGGCGUGGUUUUGGAACUGGGACUUUCCUUGGGUUGCUGCUGGUAGUGGACAGUCUCUGAGAGAGGUGCCAACAGGGCACAAAGGGAAGGGGACUGUGCCAUGUAGGUUCACUUUGCCAGGCCCAGCAUUUGUGCCACUUCUGUGUGUGGGCUGACUCAUUCCUUCUAGAGUGCCCUAAACCCAGCUGUCCACUUUGUGGAUCCUCUGCACUUUAGCCUCUGGGCCACUCCUCAUGUGUGCUCUGGUUUUCUGGAGAGAAGGGAUUGCUGUUGCCCUCCUGCUCUGCCCUGGCUUCUUGUGGUUGGAGCCAGGCAAGGAAGCAGAACCAGUCAACAGACUGAUCCUGUUGAGGACCCCAGUGAAGGGGACUGAGUGCCCUAGCCCCUUCGUCUUUUAAUGUGAGUGGUUUUAAAAGGAAAAAACAAAACAAAACCAAGCAAUAGCAGCCAUGCUCUCUAAAACAUGGAUAUGGUUGUUGUUGUUCAGAAAUGGAGCCCAUCCCUUAGACUCUGCAAUAUUUUGGGCCAUAACUCUCUCUAAGCCUAUAGUCACUUCUCCCAGUCUCUCCAAUAGAAUGCAGUCUUUGUGUCCUGACUUCUUCCAGGCAGCUGUGGCUCCCUGGGGCCUUUCUGUGGAAUUAGGGCCACAUGGCCCCCGCGGGGCUGAGAACUAUGGCCUGGCUGGCUGGCCAGUGUGGUGCUCCUCAGAACUGUGGCACUGAGAUGUAACCUGGCCUCAGUUUCAGGCACAGGGGCCAAGCAGGGCAGGACCCUCCACUCUCCACAGUAGUACUCCACACAGAGGUGCAUCAGGUUGGUGUCAGGACCCUGUCAGAUGUGCAGGCCCGACUGUAGCCUUCAAUGUGUCCCCUAGUCUGUGACUUGGGGCUACAGCUUGCUGCAUGCCCCUCUCCCCUUCUGGAAUGUAUGCUGGUCUUGCGGUGUGCUACUGGGCUGUUACUCUAGCUAUUCUAUUUGCCUUGGGUCCAAUUUUAUUGUUUAUUUGUCUAUUUUGUUGUUUUGCCUGGAGACCUGGGGCAUAAGGUAGGUGGGACUUGAGAGGCCUGCAGCUUGGAUCCAGAUAGGCAAGCUGUUCUUGUUCAUUGAUGAGCUCCUUUGGAGUGAGAGUCUAGUGCUAGCUGAAAGGGAGAUGGAUUACAAUCUCCUCUCACCCAUAAGACAACAGACAUUUUGAGCAAGAAUGGAGACUGAAUACAGUCACUGAACUGUGACUACAAGACUAUCACCUCCCCGUUCUUUGGCCCGAAGGAGUGGGGAAUAUGUGGACAAACGGCUGUGCAGAUGAAGACCAAGUGUGCCCGUAAGAAAGCGUCUUCUUGGAGUUCCCUGCUGCGAUGCCAAAGUGUGCCCCAGUGUGACUCUCCCAUUCUUCCAGACCUUCUCUGAAGCAAGAAAGCCGCCAGGUGAGGCCUGAGCACAAAAUCAAGGAGCUAAAUUAAGACUACCUUUCUGUGAAGUCCUGAGCUCAUCAUUGGCAGGUUUCUGAAGUGUGUGGCCAGCUCUCUCCACUGUGGCAUCUGAGGGAGCAGGCCAGAAGACCAGGCACCAAACAUGCAUGCCAAAGUGAAUGAGGACUCGCCCUGUGGACUGUUCCUUGUGAUUUGGAAUCCACUUUUUACUAGCUUCCCGUUCCUCUGGCCUUUCUUUCUCUUUCCCCUUCCAUUAUGACACUAUAGUUUAUCAUAUAAAUUUCUCUGGUUGUGUUUUUCUUUUCUAGGAAAAAAAAAUUAAAAGGCAAAACAAAACCUUGAAACUACAAA